Messenger RNA from Diaporthe batatas, 579 nucleotides. RefSeq lists its product as uncharacterized. The transcript has a single exon. The record is from RefSeq and is a predicted model, not a curated record. NCBI's taxonomy places the organism in Eukaryota, Fungi, Ascomycota, Sordariomycetes, Diaporthales, Diaporthaceae. Bases 1 to 579 code for a protein of 192 amino acids.
AUGACCACCGAAUGCGGCAAAAGCAAGCAAAACGACGACCCGAUCGCCCUGGAUGACUUCUACCUCAAAGACCCCGAAACUAAGAUGACCACGGGCUGCACAAGAUACUUCAUGACCAACGCCUGCGGGCACGUUGGGGUCACCAUGUUGGGCAACUGCAGUAAGCACCUGCACGACAACGACGUGCGUGUCCUGCACGAGUGCUGCCUUGGCAACGAAAAACCCGGAACCGAGGUGAUCAAGAUCAAGAUCGGGGACCGGUACUGUGAUAGGGGCUGCGAGGCCAGGAACACGGGGUGGAGAUGCUGCACCUGCAGGAAGCAUGUGGAAGGAUAUGUGGAUCAACACAGCUCACUGCUGGUUCACCCGGACGGGUCUCAGGACCUACAUGCCUUCUGCCCGAACUGCCUGAUCGAGAGCGAGUACGAGAGCAAGACCGGCUCGUCCAACGCGGACAACAUCGUCAACUCGGUUAUGGAUUCAAUCGACAUCAUGAUGGACAACGUAUCCCGAUACGACAGCGUCAUCCCGUCUGACAUCGAUAAACUGGACAACGCCAAAAUGCUGUCCAAGUGGUAG